CCUCACACUCUCUCAUCCUCUAAUCCUCUCACUCUCUCCUCUUAUGCUCUCAUCCUCUCACUUUCUCACCAUAUCACCCUCUCACUCUCUCAUCCUCAUCAUCUAAGCCUCUCAAUCUCUCAUCCUCUCUCUUUCCUUUCACACUCUCAUUCUCUCACUUUCUCAUCCUCUCACUCUCUCAUCCUCUAAAUCUCUCAUGCUCUCACCAUCUCCCUCUCUCAUCCUCUCACAAUCUCAUCCUAUAAUUCUCUCACUCUAUUGAUCAAAUGAUAAAAAUAUAACGAGUGUGUGGAUAUGUGUGUGUGUGUGUGUGUGUGUGUGUGUGUGUGUGUUUAUAGAUAUGAAUUGUUUUAUCUGAGGGAGGGGGGUCUGAGUAAAAAAGUUGAAUACAGCUGAAUACAGCGCAGUGACGUCAUCGGGAGUUUCAGAUUAGCAUUAAUAAAUGUGUGUGUGUGUGUGUCUUUGUGUGUGUGUGUGUGUGUGUCUUUGUGUGUGUGUGUGUGUGUUUUCGCGGGUGAAAUAAAAACCCCAGCGCCCCACCCCUGGAGUGUGUGUGUGUGAGAUAUCUUUGAGGAAGAGAAAGCACUGUGGCAGUGGCGCGAGCUGCACACACACACAUACGCACAUACACACACUGAGUUAUGGCCGUGCACGGAGGGAGAGCGUUGCCGUUGCUGCUGCUGAAGUUCACGCGCGGAGGAAAGGCGCGUUUGUGGCACGAGCUUAGCCCGGUAUCGGUACUGCUCAGUCGCGCGAGAUCUCUCUCCAGUGCUGCCCCGAGCUCGCUCCUGGCCGGUAAGACCCACGCGGAGCUGCGCGAGCUCUCAGCACGGGAACCGGAGCGCUUCUGGGACUGUGCUGCGCGCGAGAGGAUCACAUGGACACGGGGUUUCGAGCGCGUGCAGGACUGCGAUCUGAAGCGCGGGAAGAUCAGCUGGUUUCUCGGUGGACAACUAAACGUUUCCGUAAACUGUCUGGAUGUGCACGUGGUUAAAGAUCCGAAUCGAGUGGCUCUGAUCUGGGAGAGAGAUGAACCGGGGACGGAGGAGAGAGUCACGUACAGAUCUGAUUGAAUAAAACCCGAGGAGACGGUGGUGAGGAGAAACUCCGAUGUUAGACGAUGUGAGAUGACGAUGUGAGACGAUGUGAGAUGAUGAGAGACAAUGUGAGAUGAUGUGAGACGAAAUGAGACAAUGUAAGAUGACGAUGUGAGACGAUGUGAGAUGACGAUGUGAGACAAUGUGAGACGAUGUGAGAUGAUGUGAGAUGACGAUGUGAGACAAUGUGAGACGAUGUGAGAUGAUGUGAGAUGACGAUGUGAGACAAUGUGAGACGAUGUGAGAUGAUGUGAGAUGACGAUGUGAGACAAUGUGAGAUGACGAUGUGAGAUGAUAUGAGACAAUGUAAGAUGACGAUGUCAGAUGAUGUGAGACAAUGUGAGAUGAUGUGAGAUGAUGUGAGAUGACGAUGUGAGACAGUGUGAGACAAUGUGAGAUGAUGAUGUGAGAUGAUGUGAGAUGAUGUAAGAUGAUGUGAAACGAUGUGAGACGAUGUGAGACGAUGUGAGAUGAUGAUGUAAGAUGAUGUGAAACGAUGUGAGACGAUGUGAGAUGAUGAGAUGACGAUGCGAGAUGUGAGAUGACAAUGUAAGAUGAUGUGAAACGAUGAGACGAUGUGAGACGACGAUGUGAGAUGAUGUGAGACGACAAUGUGAGAUGAUGUGAGACGAUGUGAGACGAUGUGAUAACGACCGUUACUCAUUACACUUUGUAUGGCACCCUAAAGUUUUCUGCAGUGGCUUAUGAGGCGAUAUCGCCAUCUACAGGGUAUAGUAGGUACUGGAGCUUGAGGCUGCUUCUCUAGCAUGUCCAGUGGCAGUACUGACGAGCAUACAUGGCUUUAUUUAAAUGGAGUGUUUUUAUUUGUCGGUGUACAGAACGUCUAAUACAGGAUGCAGUGUCUACUUGCCACAAGCCACUAAAAUAAAUUCCUUUAAGAAAUCAAUGUGAAAUCCUCUGUUUCUUGUUUUUCACUGACGCGUCUCCUAGGUGGUGAGACAAGUUCCAUCUUUACGCCUACAUUACACAGAGAUAAAUACUCAAGUACUGUUAAAAUCAGGUAUGUUAAGACUUUUACUCAAGUGGAACUUGUAAUGCAGUAAUUUUCACAGUCAGAUAUCUCUACUUCCGGUGAUCUGUUCACCUGUGUGCCUUUUAACUUGUUCUUGUUCGUUUGUGCAGUUUGUUUGUAAACAUUCUCCUGAUGGUGGACAGAAAGGUGGAGUGUGUAGGUGAUAAUUAUACACACUGAGCUAAAAUUAUAUAUAACAUUUUGUUUAAAGUGGUUAUAAUGAGGUUUACUGACACACACACACACACACACACACACACACACACAGUUUAGAGAAUAAAUACUAAAUUAAGAAACACAGCUACUUUUUUCCAUCACAUCAUCAUCUGUUCUUUCUCUCACCCUCUAAACACUGGCCUGAUCUACACACACACACGCACACACACACACACGCACAAGCACACACACAAAUACCUAUACACACACACACACACACACACACACACACAUACCUAUACACACACACAUGCACCAGAGUAAGUAGAGGCAUGUAUUUCAUUUCAGCCCGAAACAAGGACGGUGAUUUAAAGUCUAACUCUCUAGUGACCAAUAAACCAUCUGCUAAUCAUUCCUCACUGUAAUAACAUAAACAUUUUACUGAAUAAUAAAUCAGUGUGGAAAUGUAAAUGAACACAAGAGUUUAAAGUGGAGAUGGAUCAUUUAAUAAAAGGUACAAACAAGCAGGAAGAGAAUAAUCCCAGCGCUCUGCAGUAGAGAAGUGUUUGGAUUGUCUGAAGGUAACGAGACAUUAAAACAUUACAUUCAUUUCAUCCCACAGCCGGGUUCACAGAUUAUUGUUUAUAUGAAGGAUCAAAUGUCCUCAUUCUUACUCUUUCUGCGGUGUAGAUUAAAUUAUAAAUUAUAAAUAACUUCACACACACACACACACACACACACACACACACACACACACAGAGAGAGGUUUAUUACAGUUCACAUGUAAAAGAACACUGAGCUAAAUAAACAUAAAGCUGCUUGUUCAGAUUGUGUGUGUGUGUGUGUGUGUGUGUGUGUGUGUGUUGAAUAUGUGUCCACGUGGCACGUGAAAAAACUCAAUACAUCAUUAGCAGCACAGAGGAACGGUUUCUUACUUAUAGAACAUCUCAUAUCAUUCCAACAUCUGGAAGUCAUCAGGAACAGCAGGAUACAGAGGACCUUCU
Molecule: messenger RNA, 3290 nt
Organism: Ictalurus furcatus (blue catfish)
Lineage: Eukaryota; Metazoa; Chordata; Actinopteri; Siluriformes; Ictaluridae
Product: acetyl-coenzyme A synthetase 2-like, mitochondrial
Exons: 3
Coding region: 642-1073 (143 amino acids)
Biological process (GO): acetyl-CoA biosynthetic process
Cellular component (GO): mitochondrion
Molecular function (GO): acetyl-CoA synthetase activity
Source: RefSeq, a predicted model, not a curated record